CAUUCAGUUCUCUAUCUUCCUUCGGUUCUGAGAGAAAGCUAUAUCUCUAUUUUUCUUCGCUCUACUCCACCGACUUGGUGAACAUUCUCAAUCGUUAACUCAGAUAUCUGUUUCAUCUACAUAUAAUUUUCAGAUCCAGUUUAUUGAAUUUGCAGAGGUUGGACAUAAUUCAAGCUACCUACAUGUGAGGAUGGUGGAAUCACCCAAGGAAGCUGCUAGUAAUUGCAAAACUAAAAGUUCACUGCUAGAUGAAGAAAUUGGAAAGGAUUUUUUCAGUUCCUGGAAAUCAGUAUCAGGGGCAGAGGAUGAUGCUAUGGAUUUUACCUCUCCAUCACUUUCCAAGGGUUCCAAGGGCAAAAAAAGCAACUUCAACUUUGACAAACUGGAUAUGGAUUUUGCUCUUGAUGGCGACUUUGGCAAUAUACCAUCAUCCUUCAAAAUAAGCAUGCCAGAUCUGGAUUUCUCAAGUCCACCUAGAAGGCCUGGGAAACCCAAUGAAACAAAUGGAAAGGAGUUAGAGAGUGGAAAAUUUGAUAACAAGCAAGAUCGCUUCAACUUCAGUUUUGAUUUUAAUGCGUUGGAUAGUUUUGAUUUGGAUUCAAGCCCGAAGAUAGGAGAAAAGAAAUCAGACAAAACUGCAGAAUCUGCAUCUGACCGUGCAUUGGAUCCCGUUCGUGAACAUGAAAAAAAUCAAAGUUCUAGGGGCAACAAGGCUGCAGGUGGUUCUGAGAAUCAUGAUUCCUUAAGUGAUAAGAAUCCUUCCACGUCUACAGAUGUUGGAAAAUUAAAGGGGUUAGAAAGCUUUGAUCUGGAUUCAAGCUGGAAUGAAGGAGAAAAUAAUUCAGACAGAAAUGCUGAAACUGGCAAGGAAAAGAAAUCCGGGUCCCUACAUGAACAGACUCAAUAUUCCAGAAGCAACUUGGGUGGAGGAGGCAUUAAUGCAAAUCAAAAGAAUCAAAGUUCUAGGGGAAACAUGGCUGCAGGUGGAUCUAAGAAUGAUGAUUCCUUAGGUGAUGGUAAUCCUUCCACAUCUACAGAUAUUGGAAAGUUAAAAGUGGUAGAAAAUUUUCAUUUAGAUUCAAGCUGGACAGAAGGAGAAAAUAAAACUGACGCAGGUGCAGAAACUGGCAAGGAAAAGAAAUCCGAGUUCCUACAUGAACAGACUCAAUAUUCCAGAAGCAACUUGGGUGGAGGUAGUGAUGCCUUUGAAGGUACUGAGAGCGAUAAAUUUCUUACACCGAAGCGUGUAACCACAUCAAUGGCUGUGCACUCAAGAGGUAGCUCUGUGAAAGAUGAUUCAAGAAUCAACUGUUCUCCAUCUAGAUCUGCAAAUGUGCAAAAUCUAAAUGUGCCUCAUGGAGCAACAUCUCUAGAGAAAGAAGGAAAUAUCUGCACAAAGGUAACCAACCAACUUGGUCAGGAGAUGGAGGGGACAGUGCCUACAGAACAACGUUAUCAACAUUCUACCCAAGAUUUAUGCAUAUCGUCUGUGUCUGGUAGCGACUCAAUUCAGGAGGCAGUUCCAGAGUUAACGGCAGAACAUUCCCCUGACGCUCAAGUAAAAUCCACUAUUGGUGGGGAACAAGAUAUUGGUGUCAAAAUGGUGGCUGGAUUGGAGUCAAACCUUGUUGACACUUCUAACCUAGAAUGCUCAUCACCACUAGACGUUAGAAAGCAACAGAAAACUAACAUAUCAGUUGCUAGAAAGUUGGAUACCCAAAAUACUGGUUCAACUGGGGAUUCAGAUACUGUUGCUUCUGCACAGAGUGAUAUAGUCAAAGAUGCUGCUGUUGCAAGUGUCUCACAGGAUACGCUCCUCAGCAAACACCAUAUGAAAGAAGACAGAAGUGUGUCAAAGCAUCUAUUGCCACCUCUGCAUAGUGACCCCAAAGUUCAUAAGCCUGCUCAAGUGAAAGAAAAGGGUGCUGGGCAUAUUCACUUGAAGCCUCUCAGCAAACCGGAUGGAACUGGCGAUCCAGCAAAUACAGCAGUAGCUCCAGGAAAAAAUUGUUUUCCUAACAGCAAAAGCACCGAAACCCCGAGUUCUAGUCCUGUGCAUGAAAGGAGGCUGCAUAUUGGUAACGAGAACACUAAAGUUGUGAAUCAGAGGGCUAGAGCUUCUUGUUCAUCUGAUACAAGAAGAAAAGCUCUACCUAUUGCACCAGAAAGUGUUAAGAAUGAUAUUCAACAUAAUAUAUCUGGUUCGCAAGAUCAUCCCUCCAGGUUACUCCAGCAGAAAUCUAAAUCUGGCUCUCUAAAGUGUGUAAAUCCUAGACUUCCAGUAUCAAGCAUUGCACCUAUAAGAAGCAACAAAAGCAUUGCUUCUACAAAAAAUGAUAAAUCUCCUUCAAAUGUUCUGAAGAAGACGCCUGAUAAUCCUUGCUUGAAAGUUUCUAGGCCUAUGACAUCCAAGAAUGAUCUACCACAUUCCAAUGUUCCAAGAGAAAUAAAGUCAUUAAGUCCCAGAGUAGGAAACCCAGGAGUGAGCAUAAAUGCAACGUCUGAGAUCGUUCAUUCUCUUGGUCUACAGAAGUAUGGAUUGUCAAGCCCAUCUUUGAAGCGAAAGAACAUUGAGGGGUCCGAUGCAGAUCCAGCGGCUUCAUAUCCGUUUAAACGUUUUGCUGAGUCACCUAAUGAUAGCAGGAAACCUAACGAGGCUUCUGAAAAAUUUGAAAAGUCAUUAACUCUACAGAGCAGUAGUUACCAAUCGACCUCCACAGUUGAAUUCACUCUGGAUUCAAGGUUAUCAACAUUCGGAGUUCCUUUAACAAUGGAGAAUGAUGGAAUUGCUGAAAAGGCUGAAGCUUAUACGAAAGAGCUCGAAGAUAUUUGCAACAUGCUGAAAAAGAAGCAUGAGGAAGCCAAAGAGAUACUGGUUCGUGCUAUCGUCAACAACAAUAAUCUGUUGAUGCUGAACCAUCCAGUCUACGAAGAGAAGAUCCGUGCCGUUCAGAGGUUUGCUGCACGCAUGUUGCAGCGGGAUCUUCAAGUUUGAUCUGCUGAUACAACAAAUGAUCCUCUGAUGGAUGUGGCCAUACUUCCGUUCAUGGACUGCUGUUGUUAAUCUGCUCGCGGCAGCGGUUACUUUCUGGCACAAUCAUAUUACUACUUGAAUUCAGAAGUGAUUGUAAUCUGAAAUAGUUUUCAAGACAGAACGUGCUUGUAAUGUUAAUAGGAAUGCAUAUAUACACAUCUUACUGCUUAUUUCUUUGGUUAAUGGGGAGUCACUCGCUCCCACUAACCACUUUUGCUUCCACUAGGUUACAUGAUUGAUAAGAGCCAGCAAUAUUUUGUCAUACAAUUACAUUACAUUUUAACGCAUUUGUCGUCC
This is a messenger RNA of Papaver somniferum (opium poppy), 3331 nucleotides long. RefSeq lists its product as uncharacterized. The transcript is spliced from 19 exons. Bases 191 to 2995 code for a protein of 934 amino acids. The record is from RefSeq and is a predicted model, not a curated record. Lineage: Eukaryota; Viridiplantae; Streptophyta; Magnoliopsida; Ranunculales; Papaveraceae.